UUUCCGUACAUGUGCAUCCGAGCAUUUCAAUUUGUGGCCACGCGGAUGGCCAGGCAUCCAGUAUAUCCUCAGGUCCUCCGCGAGGGUCGGACCGGAAACACGAUCCUGCUGGAUAUUGGUUGCAUGAUGGGCACGGACGCCAGAAAAGCGGUCUACGACGGUUAUCCUGCGGAGAAAGUGCUGGCAUGCGACCUUCGUCUCGACUUUAUCGAGAUCGGCUACGGCCUCUUCGAAGAUAAGGACAAGUGCAGGAUCCAUUUCUUCCAGUCGGACGUUUUCGAGAUCCCGCUCGACGUUUCGUCGCACGACGCGCCGGUUCCGCUGAAAGAAGUAUCCCGCCUAGAGCACCUCCAAGGGCGAGUCGACCACAUAUACACCGGCGCCGUGUUCCAUUUGUUUGACGAGUCAACGCAAGUCGCGAUGGCGUUAAGGCUGGCUACCCUGGUGCCCAAGGAUCGGCCUGCGAUCAUCUUUGGUAGGCACCGAGGUCAAUUUACGGCAGGAUUGACGCCUGGUAUGUCGCGUUCGGGACCACGUUACAUACACUCUCCCGAAUCGUGGAAGGCACUGUGGGAG
Punctularia strigosozonata HHB-11173 SS5 is the source of this 576-nucleotide messenger RNA. RefSeq lists its product as uncharacterized. The transcript has 4 exons. NCBI's taxonomy places the organism in Eukaryota, Fungi, Basidiomycota, Agaricomycetes, Corticiales, Punctulariaceae. The record is from RefSeq and is a predicted model, not a curated record. The annotation marks the transcript as partial.